AAGACAGUGAAGUGAUUUCCUGUUUAUGAGCUUGAAGUGAUCUUUUGUGUGGGACUUUUUUUUUCCACACACGACGUGCUCAGUUCAAACAAAACCAUUUUAGCCUGUAUUAUUUCAAAACCUAUUAUAACGUGACUGCUGCGUCAUUUAAUAGCCAACCUGCCAAACACUGUACUUGAUUUACAAUUAUUUUGUGAAGCAACUUUUAAAAACGCUAUGUUAAUACAUUUGUAACUAAGUAUAAAUGUAACAUCUAUAACACCCACACGCCCUCGCUGUUCUGUAGCCUAAUAUGUUCACUCGCGUGAUUCGCCUGGAGUGGGAGUGUAAAUAACAGAAUUCCCUCGAGCAUCGUGAUGUUCCUCGUGACCAUGAAUCACUGAAUGACGCCCCGAAACCCACCACCGCAAGUGCCUUCAAACCCCACGAACACGUCUUGUGAACCCAGCGACAUUAAAUUCAGCAGCAGCGUGGAAAUAUGACUCGCGCGAGCGGAAUCGAGCUACGCUGUGGAUGUUUCACGCGCGCGGUCACUUACAUGGUGUGUUUAAGGCUCCGGGGCGAGGCGUCAUGCGAUCUACCUGAGCGUGAUUGUUCCACCUGGAGGCCACAGGAUGCCGGUACAGGCAGCUCAAUGGACUGAGUUUCUAUCCUGCCCCAUCUGUUACAAUGAGUUUGACGCCUGCAGCCACAAACCCAUCAGCCUGGGAUGCUCGCAUACCGUCUGCAAGACCUGCCUGCACAAACUGCACCGCAAGGCCUGUCCUUUUGACCAGACGGCCAUUAGCACUGACAUUGAUGUGCUGCCUGUCAACUGUGCCCUCCUGCAGCUGGUGGGGGCGCCGGUUCCGGAGGGAGAGAUUGUGAGUGUGGGCAGUGUUGAAGACACAAGACAUUAUGAAGUGUGCAGGAUCUGUGUGGAGGAGCUGGCGCUGUAUCUCAAACCAAUCAGUGGAGGAAAAGGUGUAGUGACCCUCAGUCAGAGCACGCUCAGUAGACCCAUGCAGAGGAAGCUGGUGACCCUUGUGAACUGCCAGCUGGUCGAGGAGGAGGGCCGUAUGCGGGCGGUCCGGGCGUGCAGAUCUCUGGGUGAGCGCACCGUCACUGAACUGAUUUUGCAGCACCAGAACCCACAGCAGCUCUCCGCCAACCUAUGGGCCGCUGUGCGGGCACGCGGCUGUCAGUUUCUAGGACCUGCCAUGCAGGAAGACGCUCUGAAGCUGGUGCUGCUGGCGCUGGAGGACGGCUCGGCUCUCUCCCGGAAGGUCCUGGUGCUGUUUGUGGUGCAGAAACUGGAAGCGCGCUUCCCUCAGGCAUCUAAGACCAGCAUCGGUCAUGUAGUUCAGCUGCUGUACCGCGCCUCCUGCUUUAAGGUGACCAAACGUGAUGAAGACUCCUCACUCAUGCAGCUCAAAGAGGAGUUUCGCACUUACGAAGCCCUGCGGCGCGAACACGAUGCUCAGAUCGUUCACAUCGCAAUGGAAGCGGGACUGCGCAUCUCACCGGAGCAGUGGUCGUCUCUGCUGUACGGGGAUCUCAUGCACAAAUCUCACAUGCAGUCAAUCAUAGACAAGCUUCAAUCCCCAGAAUCCUUUGCAAAGAGCGUGCAGGAGCUCACCAUAAUCCUGCAGAGAACAGGAGACCCAGCCAAUCUCAACAGCCUCAGAGCUCCUCUCGAGCGACUGGCCGGCAUCGACCACAACCCUGAUGCAGCCGCUCCGUCCUGGACAGAGCUGGAGAGUGUGUUAUUGGCCGUGAAGGUUGUUGUCCACGGGCUGGUGGAAUUCAUCCAAAACUUCAGCAAAAAGAGCAAUGAAAGUCCUCAGGCUCAGCCCAACAGCAAGUACAAGACGAGUAUGUGCAGGGACUUACGGCAGCAGGGUGGCUGUCCGAGAGGGCCCAGCUGCACCUUUGCCCACACGCAGGAGGAGCUGGAGAAGCACAGAAUGAGGAAUAGGAAAGCCAGUGGGGCGGCGAGGCCCUUCCCCUCAGUUCCAGUGGUUAUGCCCAAAACCGGCACCAAAGGAGCAGUCCCUGGGUCAGAGGUGAAGAACCACGAGAAAGACGCCCCAGAGGACGCGUCUCCUACUCAGCUCAUCCCUAGAGGAGGAGACCACCAGGAGGACAAAACGCUCCCCAGUAGUGCAAACGGACUGCCUGCUGCCAGCCUCGAACAAAAUCACAUGAGUCAGAGCCAGUCGUCUGCGAUAGCUUCGGGAUUGUGUACAGAGGACGACUGCUGUCUCCUCAAACACGGGCCUGUCCUCACGAGAGCUCAUCCUAAGAUUUACUACUCUCAGGACCAGAGACCAUAUGACCUGUCAUCCUACAACCAACCUGCCAUUCCUCCUCACAAGUCAUGCAAUGCUCGCUUCCAUCGUUCCAGCAACGUCCCUGAGUCCAUGUUACCCCCGUCAAUGGGCCCUCUGUACCCAGACCAGCACCCCUCUGUUCCUCCUGCAGACAGAUUAGGCCCCGGUCCGUACGGGCCACCCUCGACCUACACCUCUAUGUCCCACGCACACAGCAUGUAUACCCCGGUCUACGACAGCCGGCGCGUGUGGAGGCCGCCGCUGUAUCCCAGGGAUGGCGGGAGGAGUAACUCUCUCCCUCCAGAGGUUUUUCACUCCACCGCCUACCAGCCUCCCCUCCGGGAGCGCUUCAACUCGCUGGACAGCCCCUACUGCAGCACCGCGGAGCAGAGAGCACCAAUGCACAGGGAUACGUACACCCGUGUUCCUCUCGGCUAUGAGGAACUCUAUCGCCACAAACAGGAACAGUGGGUACAUCACCACGGCAACAUGAACAGGCCCUCCCAAUCCUCGCCGGUCUUCACUGUGGAUGUGUGUCCAGAGGUACGGCCCACCGAUAUGGUGUUUUUAGAGCAUCCUGAGGGUGUAGGUGGUGGGCGUAUGACUUGUAAGUGUCAUGGUGGAGAAGAGAGUCUUGCCCACUACUCGCCCUGGUCGUGCAGCACCAUCAGCCCAUUUGAGUCAGAGCCCCACCAUUUGUCAUCCCACUCCUGUUCCAAACAGCCAGAUGGGGAGAGUGGCGGCAAACGGUGGCUACACAUGUUUGAGCCCUACAGGCGGCUGAAAGAUGAAGAUCCCAUCAUUCCUUUUGGAGAGGGGCCCAUCAUAUCUAAAUGGGGAGCCAUCUCUCGGGCAUCCCGCACUGGCUUUCACACCACUGACCCGGUCCAGGCCACUGCAUCACAGGGGUGCGCCGGCACCACAUCAAUCAACUUCAGAGACUAUAGCUGUCAUAUUGGUCACAGUGACCACAGAUGGGGCCCACGCGGAUCUGAUUCUUCUAGUCACUCCAGCUUUCUAGAAAGCGAUCAGCUGGCCGUGUCAGGGCUGCAUGUAAGGCACAACUCCUUCAGCAGCGGGUCAAAGCAGGGCACAGAUCUGCUGGGCAAAGAUGGGACGGAGAGUGAGCCUGACAGAGACAUCGAGCUGGAGCUGUCCGCUCUGGACAUGGAGGACACAGAGACACAGGACUGCAACUCUGAGGACUCUAUGGAAACCCAUAGCCGCUCCAAGAACAGCCACCUCUCUACAGUCUUCGGUGAUCCAGCGGCAAGUUCUCAGUUGGAAAACAACCUGCCUGACAGAAUGGACGCCCACCUUAUGAAGAAGAUGGCAUUCAGAAAGACCCUCUCUCCUGGAGACCUCAGUAUGGGAAAGAUGUUGACGAGGACAUGCUCGCCCAGGUCUGGAGACCCUCCGCGACCCAGUCCAGGACCUGAGAUGCUGCUAAACGGGAACUGAGGCAGGCUGAAAACACCAGUCCUCCUCAUGUUCUAAUUCCAUGGGGUCAUGCCAAGAAUCCACCAUCCUCCUUAGGUAGAAGGUAGAGUUGCCCUUAUAGGAGUCAAUCGAGGCAGCGAGACGCAGCCAAACGCCUUCUGUAUUCAUGUGUUCUCUUCAUAAGAGCUAGCUAUGCCCUGUAAUUGUAAUCACUCAUCGUCUGUUCAGAGUCGGUUUGUUUUUCUUAAUCACUGCUUGUGGAUGAAUGUUCAUGUUAAGUCACAACUCCACCUCAGGUAACUCUCGAUGUCAGCCAAUCAGAACUCUCAAGCCAGUUACCUAUGUCCCGUAACUCUGUACAGAAGAGACGGUUCUCACUAGCUUUUAGCACACUGAGGAAACCAUAAUCUACUGUAUGAUGAUUAUAUAGCAGACUCUUCCAAUAUAUCUUAAGAAUAACCAAGGUGCUUGGAAUCUAUAGAACAUGCAUUAUUAUUAAUAUUAUUGCAGUGUUAGCCACUGAAAUGUUAUGUGCAUUAAUUGUUUGUUGGGCGUCAUUGUUUGAAACAGCCAUUCAUUGAUCAUUGUUUAAAUGUAUGUGUGUGGAUUAUGGUAUAUGUCUGGUAUCUCUUAAGAGACAUUUCACAGGUAAUCAAUAUUUUGUAGAAAUAUUCAAAAGAAACAGUUCACCCAAAAACGAAAGUUCUGUCAUUCUGUCAUCACCAUAAACACAAUGUUAAAGUGGGCCAUACGACUUGUGUUAUGUUAUUACGUUAAACAUUAUUUCCAAGUCUUAUGAAGCCUUAUAAUAAUUUUGCAUGUGGAAUUUAUGUAGCUAAUCAUUACAUUGUUCGAGUCCGAGUCCAGGCCUGAAUAAUUUCAGUAAGUCAAGACCAGAAGUGUUGAGUCCGACAUAGAAGAACACCAGAUAAGGGUCGAGUCUGGGUCAAGACCAAGUCCAGAAGUGCUGAGUCCAAGUCAACACAGAAACCAGAAGACAGUCAAGUCUGAGUCAAGACCGAGACCAGAAAAGGGCCCAGUCCGAGUCAAGACAGAAACCAGAAGAAGGCUGAGUCUGUAUCGAGACAGAGACCAGAAGAGUGUUAAGUCUGAGUCAAGACUGAGACCAGAAAAGGACCCAGUCCAAGUCAAGACAGAAACCAGAAGAAGGCUGAGUCUGAAUCAAGACAGAGACCAGAAGAGUGUUGAGUCUGAGUCAAGACAGAGACCAGAAGAGGGCCCAGUCCGAGUCUAGACAGAGACCAGAAGAUGGCUGAGUGUGAAUCGAGACAGAGACCAGAAGAGUGUUGAGUCUGAGUCAAGACUGAGACCAGAAGAGGGCCCAGUCCGAGUCAAGACAGAGACCAGAAGAUGGCCCAGUCCGAGUCAAAACAGAGACCAGAAGAGUGUUGAGUCCGAGUCAAUACAGAGACCAGAAGAGUGCCCAGUCCGAGUCUAGACAGAGACCAGAAGAGGGCCCAGUCUGAGUCAAGACAGAGACCAGAAGAGUGUUGAGUCUGAGUCAAGACAGAGACCAGAAGAGGGCCCAGUCUGAGUCAAGACAGAGACCAGAAGAUGGCCCAGUCUGAGUCAAGACAGAGACCAGAAGAGUGUUGAGUCUGAGUCAAAACAGAGACCAGAAGAGUGUUGAGUCCGAGUCAAGACAGAGACCAGAAGAUGGCCCAGUCUGAGUCAAGACAGAGACCAGAAGAUGGCCCAGUCUGAGUCAAGACAGAGACCAGAAGAUGGCCCAGUCUGAGUCAAGACAGAGACCAGAAGAGUGUUGCCCAGUCUGAGUCAAGACAGAGACCAGAAGAGUGUUGAGUCUGAGUCAAGACAGAGACCAGAAGAGUGUUGAGUCCGAGUCAAGACAGAGACCAGAAGAUGGCCCAGUCUGAGUCAAGACAGAGACCAGAAGAUGUUGAGUCCGAGUCAAGACAGAGACCAGAAGAGUGUUGAGUCCGAGUCAAGACAGAGACCAGAAGAUGGCCCAGUCCGAGUCAAGACAGAGACCAGAAGAGUGUUGAGUCCGAGUCAAGACAGAGACCAGAAGAUGGCCCAGUCUGAGUCAAGACAGAGACCAGAAGAGUGUUGAGUCUGAGUCAAGACAGAGACCAGAAGAUGGCCCAGUCCGAGUCAAGACAGAGACCAGAAGAGUGUUGAGUCCGAGUCAAGACAGAGACCAGAAGAUGGCCCAGUCCGAGUCAAGACAGAGACCAGAAGAUGGCCCAGUCCGAGUCAAGACAGAGACCAGAAGAGUGUUGAGUCUGAGUCAAGAGAAGAGUGUUGAGUCCGAGUCAAGACAGACCAGAAGAGUGUUGAGUCUGAGUCAAGACAGAGACCAGAAGAGUGUUGAGUCUGAGUCAAGACAGAGACCAGAAGAAGGCCCAGUCCGAGUCAAGACAGAGACCAGAAGAGUGUUGAGUCCGAGUCAAGACAGAGACCAGAAGAGUGUUGAGUCUGAGUCAAGACAGAGACCAGAAGAGUGUUGAGUCUGAAUCAAGACAGAGACCAUAAAUAUAUGAUCUAAGACUUGGACUUGUGUACUACAACACAGAAUGUUGGUCAUUUUUGGGUGAGCUGUAUCUUUAAUAGCGAUAAGCAACAAACAGCACAAUAGAAUUUCACAGUUCAGUCUUGUUUGAGGAUGUGGAAUUGUUUAGUGUGUAUGAAACGCCUAAUACAGUGACAGUUCCUGUCUGUUGUUUACAAUAGUCAAAAGGUCACUUCGGUUUUGGUUUUUGCUGUUGUUGAUUCUUGUAAUUUCAGUUUGAAGAAUACAGAUGAUUAGACUGAGUUUUAGGGUUCUUUAGUUUCCAAAAUUAUUUUUUCCCCUUAUUUUAUUACAAAACAUUGCUAACUUCCAUGAAGUUGUUGUUGGAAUAUUUUGUAUCAGUUUUUAAUUGUUUGGUCAGCAUUUUGAAAGUACAAUCAACCCUACAGUAUCUACAAACCAUCACGUUUUUGAAGAUUAUUUCCUGCUUGAUUAAGAUUAAAUAGAGGAAAAAUAAUCACAGUAACUCCCUCCUGAAAGGAGAUGAAAACUGUGUAACAGCGCAUAGAAAAACUCCCAUUUAAAAUAGCAUUUCAGUAUCUAAUUUAUCACAGGAUUGUUUUUUUGUUUAAUAUUUUUCUCCGGUCACUGAUUUCUCUUUUGUUAUAUGUAUUGCCUGGACCAGUUAAGUGUGUGUAUAUGUUUGAAUUAGUGAAUGAAUGUGCAUAUUGUCUUAAGCCUGAACAAAAUAUGAAUAUGAAUGCAUUAUCACUUAAGACUGUUAAUCACGGUUUUACUUAUGUGGUAUUAGUGUUCUCCACUUAAAAUGAGAAAUGUGGAGUGAAUCUUCCUGGUCUCAUUAAAUCUCAUUUUGCCUCCUGCAGUCGAAGUGUUUUUCGACAGGCGAUGUUACAGCUGCACCUUCCAGCAAAGAAAUUUUUUGCUAAAUGCUUUUUGAACAAUAUACAGAAAUUUUUAAUGGAUGAGUCCUAGUGUGUUUAUGCAUAACAUCUUGUUGAUUUAGUGCACAUGUAAAGAUUUUUGCCUUUAUUUUUGGUUUAUCUUCUAUUUGUUGGGCCUCAUUUGAUAGGAGAGUUUCAAAAAUGGCGCUGGGUUGGUAACGAUACGAGUUUCCGUUCCAAGUUUCUCUCUAGCUAUCAAUUUGCCUUUAAAAUGUCACUUUUCCUAUUUUAUCACCCGUUGCGAUGCAGCAAAGCCUUAUUAGUACAUGUUUGAUUCGUUUAUCUGGCCAGCUCAGCCCUGUAUCAUGCAUGCUGCCUUUGACAAAGAGGUUCUUUGGCAAAGGAAGUAUGAUUGUGUAGUUGUGUCACACAACACUCCAGUGCUGUGAAUGUCCUGCACUGUAUCUUGCAUUUUACUCACUUCCUAUAGCACUUAUUGUCUGCUUGUAUGGAUUAAUAUCAGGAUUAUGAUUGUUAUUGUUUAAUAUCCAUAGUUCUGUACUUUUUUUCCCUUGGAAAUGUCAGUUUUGUUUGCAUUUAAAUUUUACAAAUUUGCUUAGCUGUAAUAAUGGGGCAGAACGUGUUUGGUUGUGAUGAUGCUUGUUUUUGUCCUGUAUGCAACUGCAAAAACGAACUGAUGUGUUGGAUAUUUUUACGUCUGUAUUAGACAUUUUAUUUGCAAAUCUAUUGUUCGAUUCAAUUGUAAAUGAAUAGAAGAUGGGCAUCCGUCAUUUUAUACAACCAGAGCCAUCAUUAGAUGGACAUACUGCACAUUUUUAUGAUAUAUAAUCAGAUAUAUGAGGCUAUUUAUGGUCACAGAGAGAAAGAGUCUAAAAGUCAGGAAUAUCUUUUGAUGAAAUAAUAGUAGAAAUUAUUUAUAUUGCAUUUGUUUCUUUUUAAAUACCACCGGGCAAAGAUUUCCCUUUUGCUUGUGGCAAUGCAAGAAAGAAUAUAUAGAAAUGUAGCCAACGCACAGUCGAUUCUUAUUGGUUGUUUGUUUGUUAUUGCUCUUGUAUCUUGGCUAAGCUUAGCUCUGAUAUGUAGGGCAAGCUGGUGAGAUGAAUCUAAAGGUCAUGACAUGUAGUUGCAUGCCAAGAUAAUAAAAACAGUUACAUCAUCA
Messenger RNA from Onychostoma macrolepis, 8328 nucleotides. It is a transcript of the gene rc3h2, whose product is annotated as ring finger and CCCH-type domains 2. The transcript has 19 exons. The record is from RefSeq and is a predicted model, not a curated record. NCBI's taxonomy places the organism in Eukaryota, Metazoa, Chordata, Actinopteri, Cypriniformes, Cyprinidae. The coding region runs from base 615 to 3773 and encodes 1052 amino acids. Gene Ontology annotation, molecular function: metal ion binding.